Messenger RNA from Pelodiscus sinensis (Chinese soft-shelled turtle), 1040 nucleotides. Lineage: Eukaryota; Metazoa; Chordata; Testudines; Trionychidae. The record is from RefSeq and is a predicted model, not a curated record.
GUGGCUGUCCCGCCAAUGGUGGAGAGCUCCCCGCAGAGAAGCUCCUCGGGAGGGGAAACGGCAGCUGACCAGAGCCAGACCAAGGAAGCGGCAAGUGACCAGAGACAAAGCUGGGACCCUCGGUCCCCAACCCUCGGCAUCUCACGCACCCCUCUGAAGGCUGCGGUGACCGACACCAUAAAUUGUUUGGUCAAGCAACUUGAUGAGGCCUUUGGAACAGAGACCAUGGAUCAGGAGUCACUGCUGGAAGAGCUAUUAGACCAGAGACCAAAUCUUGGAGCUGCCCCUAUCCCAGGGGAGGAGACAAAUGGAAAGAACCCUCAGGGGGAAGACUCUGACAGGGAUGCAUCUGAAGAGAAGAUACCAAUGUGGAUGGAGGAAAAGGCAAAACAACAGCUUUCCAGUGCUUGUGCUCAGUCUGUAAUGAGGUCAUCUUGCUUCAUUGACCCUCCCCGCACCUCAGGGGGCAAACCCACAAGACGUAAGGCCAGCAACAAAGUCUUGGCAGUCUCUGGAGGUACCGGGCGCUCUCCCCUCAGCAUCCUACAGGACGACAAUUCCCCAAGUACUCUCUCUUCUCGCCAGGGCAAGAGGCACCCAUCUCUGGCAGAAAACCUGGGGGAAUGGAAGGAGGUGGCAGCAGAUCCAGGGUGUAACCUGAAAUCAGGGGGCUCUGUCUGGAACGACUCGAACAAAGAGAAUCAACACUGUCGUUUGGUGGAGAAUUAAAGGGGUUGGGGGGCCCUUUCCCUUGGGCUCCUGACAAUAACCCUUUCUUCUAAUGCAUCUGAAUGGAGCCUUCUAAGGACAAAGGAUCCUGCUGUGUUGGAUAGGGACACUCUGGGCCUGUAGUCUCUUCUCUCCCAACCUUUUCAGGGGGAAGAGGCUUAUCAGUACUUCUGUCCUCUAAUUUUAUGCAUAUCUCUUCAUGUACAGGCUUCUGUGUGAUGUGGCUAUUAGUCUCUGAAAUGUCACCUGUACUGCCUCAAUGUAUAAGUCCCAUGCAUGUGGUAAAUAAACACAUUUUAAAGAUUCUGCUG